Bipolaris maydis ATCC 48331 is the source of this 1221-nucleotide messenger RNA. NCBI's taxonomy places the organism in Eukaryota, Fungi, Ascomycota, Dothideomycetes, Pleosporales, Pleosporaceae. The record is from RefSeq and is a predicted model, not a curated record.
AUGGACGAAACUGGAGUCAUGCUAAGCAUGCUUGGCUCCGCAAAAGUCCUAGUCGGCAAGGACGAUCGGCAAGGUAGUAGGGGUGCGGGUGUCAAGCGCACUAUGGUAACUGUUAUUGAGUGCAUCAGUGCUGACGGAAGGGCCCUCCUGCCACUCAUUAUAUGGCCAGCAUCGACCCAUCGCAGCAAGUGGACCACCCACAGCACCCCUGGAUGGCACUAUGCGCACUCAGAGAAUGGGUACAACGACUCUAAGAUUAGCUUAGAGUGGCUCAAGCGCGUGUUUGACCCCCAGACACGUGAGGGAGCAGGUGGAAACCCACGAGUGCUAAUCUGUGAUGGCUUUGGGACUCAUGAAACGCUCGAAAUCCUAGAGUUCUGCUUUACUAACAACAUUAUCUUGUGUCGUCUGCCUUCUCACACCUCUCACAAGCUGCAGCCAUGCGAUGUCGGCCCUUUUGCACCUUUGAAGAGCGCGUAUCGUGAACAAGUCGAGCGACUCAACCAAGGAGGCGUAGAUAUUGUUGGCAAAGAGCAUUUUACUUAUCUCUAUAGCCCUGCAAGAGAUCGCGCACUAACUAAAAGGAACAUUAGAGCUGGGUGGUCUGCAACUGGCCUGUUCCCUUUCAACCCGGAACGAGUGCUCAGAGAUGUCCCUAAACCUCCAGCGGAAGUAAGCAACAUAUUAAAUCCAGGAACCGAGACUGCGAGUGCUGAUAUGUUGGACGAUAUGCCCCGUACGCCUACCACGCCAGUAACACCAGUGACGACAGAAGCGCUUACGUCGCUGCAUGAUCUAAUUACAAAGGACACACACAUGCUUGAAAAGACGAGCAAAGACCGUCUACAGAGACGCAUACAGAAACUGGCAAGCGCGGCUAAGGUAUCCUUCGCUGAGCAGGCCCUCCUCAAAGAUCGUAAUCAUUUCCUCCUUCAGAUUAAUCGAGAAGCCAAAACCCGCCGGUCGACAAAGUCGGUAGUUCUAGGCAAGGCUAAGGUGAUGAGUUUCGAAGAUCUUGAGGAGGCUAGGGCAAAGCGUGCUGCAAUGGAGCAAGCUUUAGCAGGCAAGCCGAAGCGCGGGCGUAAGCGCAAGAGCGACGCGCUAGAAGGAUCAACGGUCCUGCGGUCGCCAAAGCCCACAGUAGCGCAGCGGAUCGAUGCGCCUGAGCUAACGCAUGCGCCGGUAUCUGAAUGGAGAGCGCCUGUAGCUAGGAUGUACUAG